AUGCAUCCAAACAGAAACUUACUUCCUGGUGAUCCAGUUCAAGGACCUAGCAAACCAGGCGCUACCAAUUUCGGCGAUAAGUCUAUUUCAAAGAAGAGAAAAAAGAAACACAGCUCAAACGAUCGCAACGCCCUAAAAAACGCAGAACACCACGCCGCAACUGGCUCCGACGCAGGAGAAAAGCUUGCGCUGCAAAUUGCAAACAUUAUCUGGAAACACAAUAAUCAAGCACCCUUCGACGAAAUCGUCAAAGAGUAUGUAGAAGGAAACCCGCAACUUGCCUGGGACAUCAAAGAAGCAAGACGAAAGAUACACAACUGUAUCACGUGUUCGAGAAAACCAUUCAGGUUCCGCAAAUUACCAGAUGGUAUGACUUACUCAGCUACCAGGGUUUGA
This is a messenger RNA of Chondrus crispus (carragheen), 396 nucleotides long. RefSeq lists its product as hypothetical. Bases 1 to 396 code for a protein of 131 amino acids. The transcript has a single exon. NCBI's taxonomy places the organism in Eukaryota, Rhodophyta, Florideophyceae, Gigartinales, Gigartinaceae. The record is from RefSeq and is a predicted model, not a curated record.